AUGAAUGUAUCACAUUACAUAACCGUCAGAAUUUUAAAAGAUUUCAUUCGUACGAAUUUGACGAGCAUUCAUCCAAGUGCUUUUCGCGAAUUAUCAAAACGCAUUAAAAACUUCCAAACCACAAUAGAUAAUAUGUCUUCUGAAAACGAAAAAUUAGUGAAUACAAAUGGUGGUGGGAUUAAACGACAUCAUUCAAUCGAAAAUCUCGAACCAGUCAAAGAAGCCAAAAUGGAAAAAACGCCACAGAAGGUUGUUGAUACUAAAUCAAAAGAAGUUACAAAGGGCCAUCUUCAUCAUCGAACGGAAACAAGCAACGAAUGUCUUGAAAAGGGAGACAUCGUCUUUAUGUAUAAACCAAAGUUGGGCGUUGACGAAGCAUCAUCUCUUGAUGAGGUUCAAUUGUUCCAUGUCAUGUUAAUUCCAGAAGAUGAAAAUAAUCAAAGCGAUCAAUCAUCGAAAACACGUUUGAUUAAGAUCGGAAAAAAGAAACUACCAGCCAGUGGAAAAGAUCGAUUUUGGGCUUUUAUCGAGAAAGCUGAUGAUGAUUUAGAGAAAGUUGAAGAAAAUCUCGAAGCUCAAUCGUAUCGAACAGCGACAGUUGGAACACGAACAAUCAAAGCUGAUCGUAUUGCUGGCAAAGGAAAAUACAUCAUGGCUAAGGAAGAUAAAAAUCGCACAGCGAUUGGUUAUAUUCUCGAAUCGCCAGCUGAAGUUGGCGAAGUUCAACAUGCAUUUAACAUCACGAAAGAAGCAUCGUUUUCUUUAGCAGUGAAAAAUCCGAAGAAGAAAAAUCCAGCUGGUGCAGGUUUGACUUCGACUGAAAAGGCUGAGUUUCCUGAAGAACUUUUGAAAAAAUUCGGUGAUUACCAAUGGUUACCAGCUGAGCCAGCCAUGCUUGAUAUUCUUGGCUGCGAAAUGAUCUGGAUUGGUUCCACGACUGAUGCUCUCGAAGAUUUGCUGGAAGAACUUAACAAAGAAAUCGACGACGAAACAACAGCAAGUGAAGUGAUGAAAGAUAUACAACUAGAUGAAAAACAACAUCCAACUCAACCAUUGAUUGAUGGCGAAUGGCCAAAAGCAGAAGAUGCACCAGAGAAGAAGAAUGAAGAAACGCCUUCAAAUGAAUAG
Adineta ricciae is the source of this 1128-nucleotide messenger RNA. NCBI's taxonomy places the organism in Eukaryota, Metazoa, Rotifera, Eurotatoria, Adinetida, Adinetidae. The record is from the annotation of a GenBank genome assembly.